ACAAAAAAUGCAGAGUUUUUGCAGGCUCUGUGGCCUGGAAGUGAGUCUUAAGGACAGUGAAAAUGUCUUAGAAUCAACGAAACUCUUGAAAAGUAUCAAAAUUUUAUUAAAUCUCGUUAUAAAGCCAGACGAUAGCUAUCAAAGAGUUUGCAUUUCGUGCAGUCAAAAAGUUCAAAACUUUUUUGUUUAUUACGAGGAAGUGCACAAAAUUCAAGUAGAUUUGGACAAUCGAAAGCUCAAAGACUUUAUUCCGAUAAGUCCCAAGAUAGAAAUUGAAGACGACAGCUGUUUAACAUUCACUGCCGAGUUAAACAUCAAGCAAGAACCCGAACCAACUGAUCAAGUAAUUGCCGAUGUUGUUUGCAAAGAAGACGAAGAUUUCGACUUACCUGUUGAUAAUUGUUUUGAGGACAAUUUAGAUGACGAUGAAGCUGACAAGUCUCCGGAGGACAAUGACUCGAAAAAAGCUGAAUACAAAGAAUUAUCGGAAAAAAUUAAUAAAUUUUUCGAUUUCACGUGUAAAAAGUGCGAUUUGGAUCUUGGGAAUCCUUUCGGGUACCAAUUACACAUGAAACGAAGGCACAAAAAACCAAAUGCCAAAAUAACUUGCUGCGGUAUCGAAAUCCCGAGUGUCAGAAGAGACUUGGUCGUUCACUACUAUUCACACACAAACGUUGAGGCGAUUUCUUGUCGUUUUUGCGGGAAGAAAUGCAAAUCAAUCACUUACCUGAAAAAACACGAACGAAAUCACAUUGAAAAACUCACAAAAUCCGCGCAAGUCGCAUGUGAGGAAUGCGGCAAAAUGAUGGUCAACAGUAGAUCUCUGCGACAACACAUGGUUAAUUUCCACAAACCCAUCGAAGAACGACAACAAUUCCAAUGCGAUUAUUGUGGCAAAAUUUUACACACAAAAUCCUCAUUAGUAACGCACUUUUUACAAAAGCACAAAGUGGGAAAAGCUAGACCAGUGAAAAAACAAACUGAAGAAGCUGUUCUUUGUCCUGUUUGUGCAAAAUCAUUCCAAACUGAUGCUGGAUUCCGAUGUCAUUUCAAAGCGACGCAUGAUAUUGAAAAAGUUAUUUGUCCCGAAUGUGGUCAAGAAGUUAACAAAGUUUCACUGAAAAAUCACAUCAAACGUCAACACGAUCAUGUUAAAGCGACCUGUGAUAUUUGUCUCAAAGAAUUCCGGAACAUCCACACAGUUCUGCAGCACAAAAACCGGGUGCAUAUUGAACCGCGACACUGUUGCGACAUGUGCGAUAAAAAGUUCAAAACGAAGGACAAAUUAAGAGACCACCGAAGAGGACAUUUUGUCGAAAAUCGCUUUCAUUGUGAUUUAUGCACGGUAACUUGUAACGAUUACUCGAACAUGUUGAAACAUCGCAAGCAGGUUCAUCAAGCGCCUCCUAUUCCUAAAGGGAUGGGGAGAAAAAUAUUAGAAAUUGGAUUUCAAGCUUAAAUUUAAAAAGAAUUUUAAUUUAUAAAAAAAAUCACAUUUUUAAUAAAAAAAAAAAUAUUUAAAUAAAAAUCAAUAAUUUCAUCUAAAAAUAGCAAAA
Molecule: messenger RNA, 1556 nt
Organism: Culicoides brevitarsis
Lineage: Eukaryota; Metazoa; Arthropoda; Insecta; Diptera; Ceratopogonidae
Product: oocyte zinc finger protein XlCOF6-like
Exons: 1
Coding region: 8-1459 (483 amino acids)
Biological process (GO): regulation of transcription by RNA polymerase II
Cellular component (GO): nucleus
Molecular function (GO): DNA-binding transcription factor activity, RNA polymerase II-specific; zinc ion binding; RNA polymerase II transcription regulatory region sequence-specific DNA binding
Source: RefSeq, a predicted model, not a curated record